Molecule: messenger RNA, 2472 nt
Organism: Didymodactylos carnosus
Lineage: Eukaryota; Metazoa; Rotifera; Eurotatoria; Philodinida; Philodinidae
Source: the annotation of a GenBank genome assembly
AUGUCUCCACCAGAUAACAACACAUCGGCUGAUGAAUUAUUUGAAAUAUUUAUAAAUGCUCAAACAGCUAAAAGUAUUUUACAUUCAUUUGAAGAAUUGUGUAAAUGUUUAAAUAUAAAACGAACAGAAUAUGGUAAAAGAAUAUUAUAUAAAGCAUUAUGUUCAAAAUUAACAAGUUGGAAAGCAAAAAGUUUAUGGGCAAAAAUUGAUAAACGUGCCAAUCAAAAAGAAUAUGAAAAUGGACGAUCAUGUUCAGAACUAAAAGUUUGUAUUAUCGGUGCUGGUCCAUGUGGAUUACGUUUAGCAAUUGAAUGUGCACUAUUAGGUGCACGAUGUAUAGUUGUUGAAAAACGAGACAGAUUUUCUCGACAUAAUGUUCUUCAUCUAUGGCGAUAUGUAAUUACAGAUUUGAAGAAUUUAGGUGCUAAAUUUUUUUAUGGUAAAUUUGCUUUUGGCAGUAUCGAACAUAUAAGUAUAAGACAACUACAAUGUAUUUUGCUUAAAAUUGCCCUAUUACUUGGUGUAGAAAUUUGUUAUAAUGUUACCUUUGAAGAUUUUAUCGAUGCUACACCGACAUCAGGUUGGCGAGGAUUGUUUCUACCAUCAACACAUUGGAUAAAUACAUAUGAAUUUAAUGCAUUGAUUGGAGCUGAUGGUAGAAGAAAUUCAUUACAAGGUUUUCAUCGCAAAGAAUUUCGUGGUAAAUUGGCAAUUGGUGUAACGGCAAAUUUUGUUCAUCAUCAUACACGAGAAGAACAACUCAUUGAAGAAAUUUCUGGUGUGGCACGUUUAUAUAAUCCACAAUUUUUUCAAGAAUUAAAACAACAGACAUCAAUUGAUUUAGAAAAUAUAGCCUAUUAUAAGAAUGAUACACAUUAUUUUGUUAUGACAGCAAAAAAACAAAGUCUAUUAGAGAAAGAUGUGAUAAAAAACGAUUAUCCAGAUGCCAUUCGUUUAUUAGCACGUGAAAAUGUUAAUUUCGAAGCACUCUGUAAUUUUGCAUGUGAAGCAGCACAAUUUGCGACAAAAACAACAGCAUCAAUAUUUGAAUUUGCGGAGAAUCACUACGGAUUACCCGAUGUACAAAUGUUUGAUUUUACAUCAUUGUUUCAUGCAGUAAAUGCUAGUCGGAUUGUCGAAAGAAACGGAAAACGUUUAUUUAUGGCAUUAGUUGGAGAUUCUUUGCUUGAGCCUUUCUGGCCAUUAGGUACAGGAAUUGGUCAUGGUUUUCUAGCCACAUUGGAUACAGCAUGGGUAUUACAAAAAUUUGCCAAAAAUGAAUCACCAUUGAAAAUAUUAGCCGAACGUGAAAGUAUCUAUCUAUUGUUAUCACAGAGUACACCUGAAAAUACAAAAUCGAAUUAUCAAUUAUAUACAAUAAAUCCAGCAUCAAGAUAUCAACAUUUAAAUUCAAAACGUUGUACAAUAGAAGAAAUUCGUCAUUUAUAUGAUAAUAAUAAUAAUGUUGAAUAUUCAAUUGUUGAUAAUAAUAAUAAUUUGGUAACAAAUCAUGUACAACAGCACCAAAGUGAUAAACAUUCAAAAACCGGUGGUAUUUCAAAUGAAAAAAUAUUGAAUUGGUGUCAAAUGAUAACAGAACCAUAUGGGUUACAAAUAAAAAACGAUACUCAAGCAUUUAACAAUGGACUUGCCUUUUGUGCAAUAAUUCAUCGUUUUCGUCCAGAAUUAAUUGAUUAUAAAUCAUUGCAACCCGAACGUUCGAUAAGCAACUUUCAAAUCUUGUUUGAUAUUUUACGUGAAAAACUUCAUAUUCAAAUUGAACGUCAAAUUCAAAAUCAAUUGUUAUUAUUACCAAAAAAUAGCUCUUCUGAUAACAGUAUAAAUGAUUCAAUAAUGGUUUUACUUACACAUUUAUAUACUCAUUUUCAUCUCACAACGUUGCCCCCUUCCUCCACACCGCCUGAACCAAUAAAAUAUAAUUUAUCCAUUCGUCGUUCAAGCACACCUUUAACACCAUCAACAAAUGAAGUUGUUUUAAAACGUUCGGAGUCUGUUACUGAUAAUGAAGGCAGUGCUGAAAAACGUAGAUCAAUGAAAGAAAGUGAACUAAAUACGAUGACAAAAAAAAAAGUUGAUGAUAAUAAUAGUGUCAAAGUUAGCGAACUUAUUGCUCAUUAUACAAUGACGUCACCUAUUGGAGUAAAAUGUAAUGUCAAUAAUAAUGCAUAUCAUUCGAAUGGUAGUGUAACAGCACAACCAACAUUUUGUUUUUAUUGUAAAGAUAGAGUCCCAAUUCAAGAAUGGUUUCCAAUUGAAAAUGUUGUACUUCAUGUUCGUUGUUUUCGUUGUGAAACAUGUCAAUUGCAAUUACGAAAAACAAAUUAUCAAUGUAUUACUGAUCCUAUUAGUGGAAAACUUUCAUUUCACUGUCGAUAUCAUAAUCUUAAUGACAAAUUAAACAGAGCGAAAGAUAAUCAUGUAGUACGUAUACUAAUGUUUUUUUAUCUUUGA